AGAAAGAUUCUCUGCUUACGCAGCUUCCUUCAAUCACCAUUUCGUUUUCGUCGUGCUUCUCUCUCUCUCUCGCUCAUCUACGCAGAAUCUGACUCGGUUGAGAAGAAAUGGCAGGACACAAGGUUGCGCAUGCCACACUGAAAGGCCCGAGUGUUGUCAAGGAAUUAUUUAUUGGUUUGGCACUUGGUUUAGCUGCUGGUGGUCUCUGGAAGAUGCACCAUUGGAAUGAGCAGAGGAAAACCAGAUCUUUCUAUGAUUUGCUUGAGAGAGGUGAGAUCAGUGUUGUUGCCGCUGAAGAGUGAAUGGGAUUGCCUCUCUCUCACCCUCACUCAAUGUUGUUGCCUCCAUUUUUCUGUUUUUUUUUAUGGUUUCUUGAGACAUCUCAGAUGAGUGACCUGAGAAAAUGGUUGCUUAAGGAAAUAAACAAAACUAAGAUCGGAUUGGAGAUUUGUUAACGUAUUGUUUUCCGGGGAUACAUGGUUAAACUUCAGACAUCUUUUUGACUUUUCCUUUGAAGGAUGGGUAUUUCUCAACCUUUUUGUGUGUUCUUUUUCA
Messenger RNA from Capsella rubella, 555 nucleotides. RefSeq names its product probable cytochrome c oxidase subunit 5C-1. Lineage: Eukaryota; Viridiplantae; Streptophyta; Magnoliopsida; Brassicales; Brassicaceae. The transcript is spliced from 2 exons. The record is from RefSeq and is a predicted model, not a curated record. Bases 108 to 302 code for a protein of 64 amino acids.